Messenger RNA from Eruca vesicaria subsp. sativa (arugula), 1750 nucleotides. Lineage: Eukaryota; Viridiplantae; Streptophyta; Magnoliopsida; Brassicales; Brassicaceae. The record is from the annotation of a GenBank genome assembly.
AAACUUCUCGUUUUUCAGCUGUCGUUUUUCUUACCCCAAUCAGAAUUCAAAAUCACUCUAUCUUCACCUCAUCUAGUGAUGGAUUUCGACAGUCUUACGAGAAGAGAUCUUCAGUUUUUCUGUAAGAAGAACAAGAUCCCAGCUAAUAUGACCAAUAUCGCCAUGACCGAUGCUCUCAAAGCUCUUGAGAUUGUUGAAGGUAUUGAGGAGUUCAUGAACCAAUCUGAGUCCACACGUGACCUGUCUCCAACAAGUGUAGCCAAGAAUAUGCCGAGUGCUGCACGCACUGCAGCUAGAACAACUCGGAGAAAGACCAAAGAUGAAACUCAACCAUCAGAGCUUGUGACCCGUUCUUGUCUUGUCACUAGCAAGUCCUUAGCUGGAGAAAUGGAGCAAGAGAACAGAAACACCAACGUUGAUCCAUCAUUACCUCCAAGCCGUAGAAGAGCAGCAGUAGCCUCAGUUGCUGUGAAUUUGGAGGAGAGCAAAACUCCAGCGGUGAGAAGCACAAGAAGGGCUCAGCCAGCUGCAGCAUCUGAGUCAGUUCAGAGAGUGUACAGCACGAGGAGAUCAGUGAAAUUACUAGAGGAAUCCAUGGCUGACUUGAGUUUGAAGACUAAUGCAACUUCAAAAAAGAAGGAAGAUGCUGACAGUGAAGGUUCCAAACUUCAGGAAAAAUCAGAGGACAGCUCUGAGAAAACCCAAGAGGGUGAAGCUAUCUCAGUGAGAGAUUUAAAUGAUUCAUUGGAGAAGGAGUGGGAUGGUUUGAAGAAUGAUCCAGAUGUUGAUGUUUUAUAUGGUGAUCUUGGUGAUAUCACUUUCGUUGAUGCAACAACCUGCAAGGAACAGAUUAAUGGAACAGAGUCCAACACCGUUCCAGCUUCAGAGAGUUCUGUUCUAGUCGAAGACCAUGCUGCUUUUACCACCACACACACUGUGACCUGUAGCAAAGAAUCGGUGUCUGAAGAAAUGAAGAAUGAUUCUGAAUCUGAAUCAGAGGAUGAUGAUUCUGGUGGUGUAGAGACAAACAAAGAGGCAUCUGCGUCUAAGGUCUCUGCUAGUGAUAAUGUGAGUAAUGUAGACACUGUCCCAACGGUUCUGCUGGCUGAAGAAUCAGAAGAAAGUUGCGAGACUGAUGAGCUGAUGGAUGAUUUAUCAGAGGUGGCUAUAGUUUCAGACAAGAAGACUCAGGCUUCCUCACCUCAUGAAUCAGACAGUGAUGAAUGGUCUGAUUAUGAGAUAAGCGAGAUAGAUGAAAAGAGUCUGAGAACUGGAGAAAUGAUAGAUUCUGAAUUAGAAGAGGCUUCUGUUUCAGACAAGAAGACUCCAACUUCUUCAGUUCUUGCUGAAACAGAAUCAAACGAACCAUCCCUAAAGCUAAAUCUUGUUGCAGACAACAACACGAAGAACAAGGAGAAUGUUGAGGAGGAGAUGGUUCUUAAUAACAAUGGAGAGAGAGAAGCAGAGGUUGAGACUAAGAAGAAGAAGAACAUGAUCGAUGAAGAAAGCCUUAAAGACGCAAGCAUGAGGCAACUUACGAAGCUGGUGAGAGAACUUGCUAUCAAGAACAAGCAACAACACAAGAGCUCAGAGUAGAGAAGAAACUAUUUUAGCCUUUUUGAAAUCAAUUCCUUCUGUGGAAAAAAAACUGUCGCUUCUUUUGUUUUCUUGAGGUUGUUCUUUUUUCAAGAAACCUAAACAGAAUUUCAUAUCAAAUCUAUUUCUCCUCCUCUAGUUUAUUUAAAUCUCG